Molecule: messenger RNA, 2373 nt
Organism: Epinephelus fuscoguttatus (brown-marbled grouper)
Lineage: Eukaryota; Metazoa; Chordata; Actinopteri; Perciformes; Serranidae
Gene: mtif2
Product: mitochondrial translational initiation factor 2
Exons: 14
Coding region: 140-2272 (710 amino acids)
Biological process (GO): translational initiation
Molecular function (GO): translation initiation factor activity; GTPase activity; GTP binding
Source: RefSeq, a predicted model, not a curated record
GGAGGCGCUCACGGCUCAUCCCGUGAGCCUGUCAGCGGAGUGUCAUGGCGGCUCCCUGCCGGAGGUUUACCUCACGGUGAAACAGAUGAAGACUUUAAGUGGAGGAUGAUCUGAGAGAAGAAACACGUCAGUGACAGGUAUGAAUGUGAUGUCAUCAGUGAUGCGGGGCGCCCGGCGGCUCGUCCAAGCCAACCCGGCUCUACUCACCAACUUCCUGUCUCGGCCCCUCCUCUGUCCAGCUCGAAGCCCCGCCCCCCGUCUCACCUGUCAACAGACCAGGACUUUGGCCUCCAAACAGGUCAAAGGUCAGAGGAAGGACCAGAAGCACCUGAAGGUCAAAGCUAAAGUGGACAAACAGGAAGUGGAGAUCAGGCAGAAGAUGACGGUGGCGGCUCUCGCUGAGGCCAUGAACAAGGACUUUGAUCACGUGGUGGAAGCUCUGCUGAACACCACGGUGGACGUGGACUCUCUGGAGCUGGACUCGGUUCUGGAGGAGAGGUGGAUCAAGGAGGUGGUGACUCAAUCAGGGAUGAAGUUCAGAUGGGCCAAACUGAGCGAGAGCAGAGAGAGACCCAACCAGGACGUCCACAGGAGACCUCCAGCAGACCCGUCCAGCCUGGUGCCACGCCCCCCAGUGGUCACCAUCAUGGGUCACGUGGAUCACGGUAAGACCACCCUGCUGGACAGUCUGAGGAAGAGCCAGAUCGUCUCCACGGAGGCCGGAGGGAUCACUCAGCACAUCGGAGCUUUUCUAGUUCAGCUGCCUACAGGAGAGACGAUCACCUUCCUGGACACACCGGGUCACGCUGCCUUCUCCUCCAUGAGAGCCCGCGGCGCUGACGCCACUGACAUCGUCAUCCUUGUGGUGGCGGCUGACGACGGCGUCAUGAACCAGACAGUCGAGUCUAUACAGCACGCCAGGAGAGCCAAAGUGCCGAUGAUUGUGGCGGUGAAUAAGUGUGACAAGCCUCAGGCCGACCCUCAGAGAGUCAAACAGGAGCUGCUGGCUCAUGAUGUCGUCUGUGAGGAGUUUGGAGGAGACGUUCAGGCGAUCCACAUCUCUGCUCUCAAGGGCGACAACCUGCUGGCUCUGACGGAGGCCACGGUGGCGCUGGCGGAAGUUUUGGAGUUGAAGGCAGAACCCAGUGGCACCGUGGAGGGACUCGUCAUCGAGAGUCGCACCGACAAAGGCAAAGGUCCUGUAACAACCGCCAUCGUCCAGCGGGGGACGCUGAAGCGAGGUUGUGUCCUGGUGGCAGGGAAGAGUUGGGCUAAAGUUCGUUUCAUGUUUGAUGAGAACGGGCGAGCAGUGAAGGAGGCAGGGCCGAGCAUGGCAGUGGAGGUGGUCGGCUGGAAGGAGUUGCCGUCUGCUGGUGAGGUCAUCCUGGAGGUCGAGUCUGAGCAGCGAGCGAGGGAGGUGUUGGAGUGGAGGAGGUACAAGGAGGAGCAGCAGAAGCUUCAGGAGGAGCAGAGCGUCAUCGAACUCAAACAGAAACUACACCUGGAGGAGUACAGGAAGGAGAGGGAGGGGCUAAGUCACCUGAGCUGGAGGAAGAGGAAGUCUCUUCUCUACCGAGCCAACCGGGUCAAAUUCGCCAUGAGGCCGAGCGAGAGGGUGGAGAGAGACGAGAUGAGCUUGCCGCUCAUUGUCAAAGGUGACGUGGACGGGUCGGUGGAGGCCAUCCUCAACAUCCUGGACGGUUAUGACGCUCAGCAGCAGUGUCAGCUGGAAGUGAUUCACUUUGGCAUCGGAGACGUCUCAGAGAACGACGUCAACAUGGCCGACACGUUCAAAGGUUCCAUUUAUGGCUUUAACGUGGCAGCCAGCAAAUCCAUCCAGCAGCUGGCGGAGAGGCGUGGCAUCCCACUGCGACUGCACACUGUCAUCUACAAACUGAUCGAUGAGCUGAAGGACGAGCUGAGCGGAAAACUGCCUCCAGUCGUCUCUGAAAACGUCAUCGGUGAGGCAACGGUGCUCACCAUCUUUGACGUCUCUGUUGGGAAGAAGAAGGUCACCGUUGCCGGCUGUCGGGUUCAGAAAGGUCAACUGGACCGUCGACUCAAGUUCAGACUGAUCCGCGGCCAAGACACCAUCUGGGAGGGUUCUCUGGUGGCGUUGAAGCACCACAAGGACGAUGUUCAGACGGUGAAGUUGGGGAUGGAGUGCGGUCUGUCAGCUGACACUGAGGUCGACUUCAGAUCUGGCGAUGUCAUAGUUUGUUUCGAGGAGCUGGAGGCUCCACAGGUCACUACCUGGGAUCCCGGCUUCUAAACACCACGUCCCAGCAACCUUUGCUGCUAACAGGAAGUCUGCUGACAGGAAGCUCAACAGACUGAACUGAUGGAUGUAAAAUGUGAUUAUUUAACUUAAAU